GCUCUCUGUGUGACUGUAGUUUGAUUUCGUCUGUGCAUUUGUGGGUGUUGUGUGUUGAUUCUUCGUCGCUUUACUUUUCCUACCACCCUCGAAAUGGCAGCUCUCCUUUCAAGUGGGCGAUGGAUAGCCCGUUCAAUUUCCACUCAAGGUGUUCGAACCUUGGCUGCUGGAGCCCGCGUCAAGGUAGACAACCCUGUUGUUGACUUGGAUGGAGACGAAAUGACACGUAUCAUUUGGCAAGACAUCAAGGACAAGCUUAUCUUCCCAUUCGUUGACGUGGAAACCAAGUAUUAUGACCUGGGUCUGCCGUACCGUGAUGAGACAGAUGACCAAGUCACGGUCGAUGCGGCCGAGGCCAUUCGCAAGUACAACGUCGGUAUCAAGUGUGCCACAAUUACACCCGACGAGGAGCGAGUUGUUGAAUUCAAGCUGAAGAAGAUGUGGAGGAGUCCGAACGGAACCAUCCGAAACAUCCUCGGUGGCACCGUGUUCCGCGAGCCUAUCAUGUGCAAGAACGUGCCCCGUCUUGUGCCCGGCUGGCAGAAGCCUAUCACUAUUGGCCGCCAUGCUUUCGGUGACCAGUACCGUGCAACCGACUUGGUCAUCACCAAGCCAGGCAAGUUUGAAAUGAGCUUCACCCCGGCUGACGGAUCCCCACCGGAGACGCACGAGAUCUUCAACUUCCCCGGUGGCGGCGUUGGUAUGUCCAUGUAUAACACUGAUGAGUCCAUCACUGGCUUUGCACACAGCUGCUUCCAGUAUGCCCUGGGCAAGAAUUGGCCUCUGUAUAUGAGCACCAAGAACACCAUCAUGAAGAAGUAUGACGGCCGAUUCAAGGACAUCUUCCAGGAUAUCUACGAGAAGGAUUACAAGUCCCAAUUCGAAGCAGCCGGUGUCUGGUAUGAGCACCGCUUGAUUGAUGAUAUGGUUGCCCAGUGCCUGAAGUCCGCUGGUGGCUUUGUCUGGGCUUGCAAGAACUACGACGGCGAUGUACAGUCGGAUGUGUUGGCCCAGGGUUUCGGGUCUCUUGGCCUUAUGACUAGCGUCCUGGUGUGCCCUGAUGGCAAGACUGUGGAGGCAGAGGCUGCCCACGGCACUGUCACCCGCCACUACCGCUUCCACCAACAGGGCAAGGAGACGAGCACCAACUCGAUUGCCAGCAUCUUUGCAUGGACCCGUGGUCUUGCUCACCGUGCCAAGCUUGAUAACAACGCUGAUUUGGCUCGGUUCUGUGUAGCCAUGGAGAAGGCUACCAUCGACACUGUUGAAUCUGGUAUCAUGACGAAAGACUUGGCACUGUGCAUCCAAGGCACCGUGGAUAAGGUCAAGCGCGAGCACUAUGUCAACACUCUAGAUUUCCUGUCGGCCGUACGGGCCACGUUUGAGAAGUCCUGGAACUAAAGCAACUGCUAGCUUUCUUAUCAUUUCGUCAUCUGCGAGCUCGUUGCUCUGUUGUCAUCCCCUCGGCCGUUUCGCUGUAGUAGGGAGGAAUUUUUAGGUUUUAUGUACCUUUUCUGUACUGUCAAUAUUCUACUCUUAUUCACUUGUAAGCGCUCUUUUAUCUAUUCAUCUAUCUAUCUACAUCAAGUAUCUAUCUGCUUUCUUACCUUUAUGAGUAAGUCUAGGUUAUCGCAAUUGAUACUCCACUUUCCCAUCACAGACAGUGCUGCUUGCUGGCAGCUGAUAUCAGCAGUCUGUACCGAUAGCGCGUGCUUUUUUACCUUUCCUGGUUUGAGUUUGACUUUCUCAGCGAGUACUAGUACCAGUA
Molecule: messenger RNA, 1768 nt
Organism: Sycon ciliatum
Lineage: Eukaryota; Metazoa; Porifera; Calcarea; Leucosolenida; Sycettidae
Product: isocitrate dehydrogenase [NADP], mitochondrial-like
Exons: 11
Coding region: 94-1401 (435 amino acids)
Biological process (GO): NADP+ metabolic process; isocitrate metabolic process
Cellular component (GO): mitochondrion
Molecular function (GO): isocitrate dehydrogenase (NADP+) activity; NAD binding; magnesium ion binding
Source: RefSeq, a predicted model, not a curated record